Molecule: messenger RNA, 832 nt
Organism: Nelumbo nucifera (sacred lotus)
Lineage: Eukaryota; Viridiplantae; Streptophyta; Magnoliopsida; Proteales; Nelumbonaceae
Source: RefSeq, a predicted model, not a curated record
UCAGUCAAUCACCGCCUGAGAGAGGGAGAGAGACGAUGAGAGAUGGUGGGAUUGAGUAUUCUCCUCGAGGCCCAUAAAAAUCUUAACAAAAGCCCACAGGUCAUCAACAAAAUUACGAUGAUCAUGAGACCCACGCCGCCACCACCACCACAACCUCCUCCUCCUCCACCUCCAUCUUCGUCGUCGUCUUCAUCAUCAUCGCUAGCGCUGUGUUCUUCGUCAUCACCUCUCCCGGAGAUUUCGUUUCUCGACGAAUGUUUUCUCUGUAAACAGAGGCUUUUACCCGGCAAAGACAUUUACAUGUACAAAGGAGAUCGGGCUUUUUGUAGCGUGGAGUGCAGAUAUACGCAGAUCUUCAUGGACGAAGAGAGCGUUAAAAGAGAAAACUGUUCUUUUGCUGCCAUGAGACCUACAUCGUCGUCGUCUCGUCAUCGCAGAGGCACCAGAAACCGAGCGGGUGGAUAGAUAGGAUUUGAAGUUUUGCUCUUGCAUAGUCUGAGAGUCUGAGAGCAAAAACGCGGACACGGUUGUUUCUCUUUUUGUUUUCUUCUUCAGUUUUACGAUUUUACCCUUCUACAGCAAUGUAAUUACCUGAGAGACGUCUUUUUAUCGUUUUCUUUGCUUCCUUGUAAGAAACCAAAAAGUUCCUGAAACUGGCCAGUUCGUGUUCACUGUUUCCCCUACCGGAAGCCGAGACCUUUUUUUUUUUCUUUUUUAAUUUGUUUUGUGUUUUUUAUUAACUCGCCACCGGAAACGCACAGGAUAUUUGAUCGCCGGCGAAGUAUGUUUUGCUGCUCUUAAAAUCUUAAAAUCUUAAUUAAUAUCUGAUUAA